Pocillopora damicornis (cauliflower coral) is the source of this 2834-nucleotide messenger RNA. RefSeq names its product UPF0669 protein v1g209471. The record is from RefSeq and is a predicted model, not a curated record. NCBI's taxonomy places the organism in Eukaryota, Metazoa, Cnidaria, Anthozoa, Scleractinia, Pocilloporidae.
AUGGUAAAAUGUCCGAACUUAUUACUUGCGAUCUGUUGUUGGGCAUAACUUUGUCAUUGUUUGAAACAUAGAAACAAAAAUUAUCCGUGAUAUUGUUUGUAACUUCGGAUCUUCUCUUCUUGAACGUCUGUUCAAUGCCAUUUGGUAGAAAUGCACACUGAAUAAGGCAAAUAAUAAAGCACUAAUGGAGACUACAGUAUGGUUCCUGUUACUCAUUUUCUUUUGGUUGAGGCUUACAUCUUGUGAAUACGUCAUCCAGACUUUUGAUGGAGAAAUUGGAGCAGGAAAUUUUACUUAUUUUACAUUGAAGAAAGAAGGAGAAGUAACAUUAAUCCUUGAGAGCAUAGAGGGUGAUGCCGAUAUAUAUGUUUCACAAGAGAAUCUCAAGCCUGAUUUUGAAAAUUACGAUCUCAAGUCAGCAACUUGCGGUGAAGACAUUGUUACAAUUCCAAGUACUUAUAAGAGACCUAUUGGAAUCUCAGUGUUUGGCCAUGUAUAUGCCCCUACCACUAGAUACACUAUGAAAGUCUUAAUGGACUAUUCAUCUGGAGAUGAGAGUGAAAGAUAUCAUAGUGAAACUGAUGAGCCAGAGGAAUCACUUAUUUGGACAGUGUUUGUCAACAUUUUAAAGCUUAUUCUGGAGAUUCUUCUGUGAACAUUGAAGGUUACCUUUCACAUGAACAGAAAUUAUUGUUAUAGGUCUUGAGGUACGUUAAUUUAUAAAUGCUUCUUUUAUUGAAUCAGUUCACUGCAGCUGUAUGACCAUAUGUCAUGACUUCAGUUGGAGAGAGGGCAUUUUUGCCAACAGAAAAAGACUGUUAAAAAACCAUACAAUGAAGUAAGCUUUUUACAAUUUUUGGUCUAUGUAAAAUUACUAAAAGAUGGACAUUUGUUUAGUUCAAAACUGGACAUUUUCAAUGAUUUGGGUUAGAAAUCAUUAGCUUAUGGUGUAAGUAUUUGAGCAUGUUGAGAGCAAUUUCCAAUCGAGUGUUGAAAAAAUCUGUUGUUGCUUUGUUUUUGCUUUACUUUGCUCUGUAAUUGGUGUAGAAAACUUGCACUUCUUUUUUAACCAAUCAGUUGCAACACUAAAAUCAAUCAGGACUUGGUCACCAGUGUUUUCCUGCCCUUGAAGUAGUUUGGUCAGUUUUACUUUGAGUUUUCAUUGCCUCUUUAAGGUGAUUCCUCAGUAUUACACUGUGUGUCCUCUACUGCCCGUAAAAAUCAUGUAAUCAAGCGAAUAAGUGUGCAUGCAUUUCAAGCAGGUAUAAUGGUCUUAAGCUCUUGAAUGAGCACAGCAAACUAUAUUGUGUAAUGUUUAAUUUUGGUGUACAAAUUAUCCCCUCUAAAUUGGAGAAGUUAAAAGACAUUCAUCAAAGGGAAAAAAAGAUAUAACUAAAGGCAUGCACGAAGCCUGUUAUUCGAUGACACUAAUUUUGACAUUGAAAGCAAAGACUUUAGGAACCUUUCAAGUUGAUGUUGUUUAUAAUUUCCUGAUGUUCCCACAAAUUAUAUUUUAUCAAAUUGUUCCAUACAAGUAAGACUUUCUACCUCUCAAGUAUUUUUUGUGUCGUUCAAGAACCCUUGCUUCAAGCUACUGCAAUAUGUACCAUGAACUAUUGAAAUGAUGUAUGAGAUUAGUGCCAGUACAGGCAUAUGGGGUAAGUUUGGCCCAUCAUAUUCCUUAAACAAGCACAGGGAACUAUCUUUUUAAUGUAUUUUUUUCCAAAAUUGACAUUGGUAAGGAACAUUUCAGGAUAGUCAAAAAAAAGUUUGAUAACUUUUUUUUUCUGAGGAAUCACCUGAAGGUAUUUUCCGUUUUUCAAAUGGGCAGUUGUGAUUACUUUGGUUUUGGUAUUGCUUCACUUAAUGGAAAGUGCUCUAUUAUUAGCAGCAGUACUAGUAUAAGUAACAGUAUUAGUACCAGUAUUAGUACCAGUAUCAGUACCAAUAUUAGUACCAGUAAGAUUUUCUCUUCUCACUAAGAUUGAGCAUAUUUUCAAAAGUGACAGAAAUAAUUACAGUUAUAAGACCCCUUCAAAGAAACAUCGAUCACCCCUUUGCUGAGUAAAUGGAUGAGUAUUUACAAAUAAUUCUAAUCAGCUUCAUUGUCAUCACCCUUUGCACCAGGCUAACAUUAGCAUUCAUAUUCUCCACACAGUUUUCUUUACAAUUCCUGUUGUACCCACAAGGAGAAUUUGUGUGACAAUCAGGAGCUUCUUAAGUUGGUGAUCAUUUCUGUUAUUCCUUUGACAUUAACAUUUGAUUCAAGGGUUUCUUGUCAUGGAACAACAAAGUUGACAUCCUCUGAAGGAUUAUAAUGAUGCAAAACUCUGUUAUGCUACAAUUAAGGCCCAGAUAGCACUGGUAUAUGAUGUUAAUCUUGAGGAAAAUUUCCAUAAAUGCCCUUGUACUAAAAAUGUUCAGUAACUCAGAUCAGCAGAACUUGUCUAUGUUCAGUAGGCCCUACAUAUUUAUUUAUGAUCUGCUCACUAUGAGCUAUUAUGGAAUAAAUACACCUUACAUAAUUCCAUGAUUUUACAUAUAAAUUACAUAAACAAUUCUCCAUUUGGUGCAAAAAUAUGCUCACAUAUUUCUCCAUGGACAUCAUCUGUUCAGAGAGCAAAGCUCCAAGAAAGGUGUGAACUUUGAGGAACAGAUAAUGUCCAAGGACAAAUAAGAGCAUAUUUUCAUGCCAAGUGGAGGAUAUUGCAUUUGACAAGCGGGAAAAAUGUUAUGAACAACUUACUGUUUACAGAAUGGUAUGUUUACUAUUCAGUGUUCUCUGAUAUGAUUUCAUGAAAAAUAAAAACAUGUUCCUUCUUCUGUAACAACCA